AUGUCACUCAGCAUGCAAGGUUCAGGAAGAGAGUGCUGGGAAAACUCUCCACAUAUGGAUCUAUGCGAUCCUUAUUCUCGCGAACGUCUCGCUCGAGGAUCUGUCGAGCGAGAGACUGAACGCACCUCGGAUAGGCGCGCACCCCAUUCCGAGGGAAUAAGCUACCCGGACAGUCACGCCGAGGCGCAAUCCAUCUUAAGUGAUGGAGAAUUCGGCCGUGUGGAUCCCACGGGCUGGUACCCGCACUACAAGCAAUGCAUGCAGUAUUUCCUCGACUGCAGCCAACAUGCGCCAUCGGUACAAGCCGUGGCCGCCUUUAUCAAUAUCCGUCUUCCAUCUCAGCGGUCCCCAGCAGAGGCUGGUCUGCAAUCUCCACAGCAAUCAGCACCCUAUGUCUCUCUUCGGCCCUAUGUUCGCCGCUUGAUUAUUACGGCGCAGGACUCGCCGGCUACCAUGCGCGCUUUCUUUGGCGAUGACUGGGAGGCUGGCGUCGGAUGUAUCUACAAGCAAGAGCGCAUCAAUUACCUCUUCACGGCUAAGAGUAGUGGGUGGGCCGAUACGAAGACGGCGUAUGAUAUGCUGCCUGAUGAGCAGGCGCCUUUCUUGCGUCCUUUGCGGGACCCUUCUGAGGAGGAAAUUCGGGCAGCAGAGGCCCGAUGGAGUGAAUGGCUUGCUAUGGAGGAUUGGAUGGUGGGGGCCCGGAGCCCCUGGUGA
Messenger RNA from Penicillium verhagenii, 714 nucleotides. RefSeq lists its product as uncharacterized. The record is from RefSeq and is a predicted model, not a curated record. The coding region runs from base 1 to 714 and encodes 237 amino acids. The transcript is spliced from 2 exons. NCBI's taxonomy places the organism in Eukaryota, Fungi, Ascomycota, Eurotiomycetes, Eurotiales, Aspergillaceae.